AUGAUCCCUCUGAUCCCAACGGAAAUUUAUCAACAAAUUUUUAAAAGAUUUCAUGUAUCAACAAUUUGGAAAUUUGCUUUAGUCAAUAAAACUUGGUGCGCAAACGUUACCCCGAUUCUUUACAAGGACCCAUUUUCGCUCGUGUAUAAUAAUGCUCUGGGCGAUAAAGAGAGGAAGGUGCAACUUGCAAGAACAUACUUAUGGUGUUUGAACGAUGAUGCAAAAAAUUUCCUUAAAUCUAUUGGAAUAGAACUACCCGAUUGCAUCAAAACAAAGUCAACAUUCAAGUAUGAGUUAUUCUUGUACAAUUUAAAUUAUCUAAAUUUUAUUGAUAUCUUUAGAGAAUGGCUCUCUCUAGACAAUGAUGGCAAUAUGAUAGAUUAUUUUCAUUACGUGAUACUUGAAAAAAUUUGCAAGCAGUUUGCCACUAGCGCCGAAAGCAUUAGAUUUCUUUCAUUUAUAAAUGUUAACAAGAUUCAUCUUCCUUUUCGAAAUCGAAUGAUGGAACCAUUGCAUUCACAUAUUUGUGGCGAAAAUUCUUUCUUCUCGCGCAUCGAAAAGUUUGAAACUGAUGAAAGUGUUACAUCCGGGUUCUUCUUUAAGAUGGCACAAGUGGCUCACAAAAUUGAAGACUUGCACAUUGUUGAUUGUCAUAAGAAUGACGAGGCUGUUGCAACAUUAAUUAAAGUUCAAGAUAAUUUACAAAAGAUUUCUCUUGAAUUCAAUGGAAGUCUUCAAUCAUGGGAGUAUCUUGAAGAAGCACUUGGAGAAAAAGUUGAUUCACUUAAAUAUGUACACAUCUUAUCAAGAGUUUAUUUAACAUACGACUAUUUUUCACUUGGGAUAUUUUCCGGAUGCACAAAUUUGCAAGUAUUGAAAUUGCAUCUUUACAAAUCCAUGGAUCAUCAUGUCUUGGAAGAUUUUGCUGAAUCAGCUUUAACGAAAUUGAAAACCUUGGAUUUGAAAAUUGCAAUUCAUCCAACUUCUGAGACUUUUUGUCAGAUCUCGAGACUUAUCACAAAUUCCAACAUUUAUGAUACUUUACGAAACGUCACAAUAGUCUGGCAAUAUUAUCCGGUCGAUUUUUACGAAGUAUAUUUAUCAUCUUCAACUCAUGCCAACAAUGAUCCUAAAAACUGUAUCAUUAACACGAUCAUUGAUUCUUGCACAAGUAUAACACAUUUGGAGAUAACCAUUCCGAAUUCUAAGGGUAGUCACAUUUUAAAUAUUUUUCUUGCAUGUGUUUUACUACAAGAGGUAAAGUUUUAUACAGAUAAUGUACGUAAUCUCGCAAAUACCAAAUGUGAUCAUUCGGAAUAUUCGGAUAUAUCUCAAAAAUUUUUGUCUUUCGGCGAAAAUAUACCGAAAAAUUUACGAUUACUUUGCUUCUUUGGUUCCUGGAGAUUUGAUUAUUUUGCAUUAUCAGACUUCCUCGAUGUAUGUGCAGAAAGAUUAAACAAAAAACCUUUCGGAUUAUUGUUCAGCCUGCAUCCAGGAAGGAAAUCAGUUGAAAUUAUGCUUAAACAUUUAAACUCAGGAUUAUUGGAUCCGAUGAUUCACGCGAAUAAUGUAUUAGCUUGGAUAAAAUGUUAA
Dentiscutata erythropus is the source of this 1593-nucleotide messenger RNA. Lineage: Eukaryota; Fungi; Glomeromycota; Glomeromycetes; Diversisporales; Gigasporaceae. The record is from the annotation of a GenBank genome assembly.